AUGGACGAGAGAGAGUUCUUGUGGAUGCUGGAGCGCUAUCCUUCAGUGCGUAAGAAGACGCACUGCCGUGUGCAGUGGAACGACAUGUACGAUGAGGCGUCAGGGAAGCAGGAGGGAGAGGUCGGGUCCGGGACGUUUCUUCUGCCAGGUCAGGACCGGGUUAUUGAGGCGGCGGACUCGGUGGGAGACGCACUGGAGAAGGUCCUGGCUCCGUGUUUUUCGUCGCAAGAGACGGCCAAGAUCCAGCACGAGCUGGAGAAGUCAUUGGAAGCGUUUGUGGCGCGAUUGUGUCUGGAGCACGUGGACGAUCUGUGCGCGCAGUUCGUUACGACCAAGUUGACGUGA
Molecule: messenger RNA, 345 nt
Organism: Peronospora matthiolae
Lineage: Eukaryota; Oomycota; Peronosporomycetes; Peronosporales; Peronosporaceae
Source: the annotation of a GenBank genome assembly